AUGGUGGUACGCAAAUCGGCCGAGCGCUCCGUCUGGAACGGCCUCGAGUACCUCCGGUACCUUCUCGGGCUGAACGACCGGGCUCAGCGCAUCGAGGUUGGCAAGAUAGACUUCUACGACGGACAAGACAUAGGGAUGCUACUGACCCAGAACUUCAGCGUGGAUCUCAGCGACGUCCCCACUGUGUAUAUCAAUAACGUUCGGCUCCGACCCGCUGUCAGGAAGUUCCCGGAUAACCGUGAAAAGUACAACCAUAUGAUAGGAAACCCUUUUUGGGGCCGCUGGUGCCUAGCGUACAUGGACCGAGCUAUAGUGCUGGCGCUGGUUGAGGAGUACUUGCUCCAUGCGCUGGGCAUCUCGGAAUAUAAGAAGUGGCUCCGGUGCAGCAUGAUCCGCGCGAUCUGGGAUUCGUCGCCACCGCUUUGGAACUUCACCAUGAUGCGCCAGCGGCGUCCCGUCCACAUCUUGCACUACUGCGAGGGCCGGUCAAAGGGGCUCAACCCGUGGUAA
Lasiosphaeria miniovina is the source of this 510-nucleotide messenger RNA. RefSeq lists its product as uncharacterized. The transcript has 3 exons. The record is from RefSeq and is a predicted model, not a curated record. Lineage: Eukaryota; Fungi; Ascomycota; Sordariomycetes; Sordariales; Lasiosphaeriaceae. Bases 1 to 510 code for a protein of 169 amino acids.